AUGCUUGAUUAUCGGUUGUCUGUUUUUCCUAAGGCAACGGCACCGGUUCCCACACCCGACCAAUCUGCAUUGGCUUCUGAUGACACGGAGCAAAUUUGCGUGAGUCUGGAUUAUGUUCCCGAUCGUGGUCAUAUGCUGUGGUCACGUUGGGUUCUCAUUCUUGCCUGUCUCGCCCAACUCCUCUCUGCGUUCGGCGUCAUUGGCUGUCAUGCGAUGGAUUUUUCUGAGGACACGAAGUUGGAAGUGGGAGUAUCUCUUGGAAUAUUGGCUUUUGGGAACAUCUUUGGUGCGGUUACUCUUUAUCUAUUCCUUCAUCAAUUUGCUGGCUUAUAA
Molecule: messenger RNA, 333 nt
Organism: Hydatigera taeniaeformis
Lineage: Eukaryota; Metazoa; Platyhelminthes; Cestoda; Cyclophyllidea; Taeniidae
Source: the annotation of a GenBank genome assembly